Messenger RNA from Drosophila innubila, 684 nucleotides. RefSeq lists its product as uncharacterized. The record is from RefSeq and is a predicted model, not a curated record. NCBI's taxonomy places the organism in Eukaryota, Metazoa, Arthropoda, Insecta, Diptera, Drosophilidae. The transcript has 2 exons. The coding region runs from base 1 to 684 and encodes 227 amino acids.
AUGAAGUGUAUUGCCAAGAAAUCCUUGUUGCUUAUGGCUUUAAUGCUGCUGAGCGGUUGUCAAGCUCAGCCGAAACGUGAGCAGCGUCAGCUGAAGAGUCCGGCAACUGGAACGGAGGCAGAUGUCAAGAUGAUGACGGCUAAUAUGACGCCAGCCAGCCCCUCAAUGGGAAUGAAUAUGAAUCAAAUGGGAAUGCAAUUGGCACGCUAUCCUGGCUAUCCUGGUCUCGUCUUUGGCGGUGGAGCUGCUCCAGCUGCGUCUUAUCUGGGUGGUAACAGCUAUUCCGGCUAUCCAAGUGAUCCCAGUUUGGGUCUGGGCUAUGGUUUGGGUCUGGGCGCCUAUCCCGGCCAGCCACAGUCCAACUCCGGAUUUAUGUACGGCAAUCCCAUGUACGGCAAUCCGCAGCUGGGCAAUGGAAAUGGCUUUGGAGUCCAGCCAGGUGUGGACAACUUUGCCGCCUUGAACAACAUCAUCAACAUGGCCAAUGUACAGGGAUUGGCAGCAGGUCCUUCCGCUGGUCUGUAUCCUCAGGCAGGAAUUGGAGCAGGAUUUGGAGACUUCCUGGAGUUGGUGUUGGAGGCGUCACAGGAGUUCCUGGAGUUGGCAUGCCUAUUCCCGGCUACUUUGGUGGCCAUGGAGUUGGAGUUGGAGUUGAUGGCGGCAAUCCGAUCUUCGAGCGCAUGA